AACCAGUUCAGCGCUAAGUCUGGUGAGAUCGUUGGCAACAUAAAGGAGCAUCACAAGCAGAUCAAUGACAUCCAGACGUCCCGCGACAAGACCAUGUUUAUCACCGCCUCCAAAGACAACACUGCCAAGCUCUUUGAUGCCACAUCGCUCGAGCACCUGAAGACCUUCCGCACAGAGCGCCCGGUUAACUCUGCUGCCCUAUCCCCCAUCUAUGACCAUGUGAUUUUGGGCGGUGGUCAGGAGGCCAUGGAUGUGACCACGACUUCGACCAGAAUUGGGAAGUUUGAGGCCAGGUUUUUCCAUUUGGCGUUUGAAGAAGAGUUUGGGAGGGUUAAAGGUCACUUUGGACCAAUCAACAGUGCUGAAUUCCACCCUGAUGGCAAGAGUUACAGCAGUGGCGGUGAAGAUGGCUACGUGCGAAUCCACAGCUUUGACCCCCAAUACUUGGAGUUUGAAUUUGAAGCUUGA
This is a messenger RNA of Ailuropoda melanoleuca (giant panda), 468 nucleotides long. RefSeq names its product eukaryotic translation initiation factor 3 subunit I-like. Gene Ontology annotation, cellular component: eukaryotic translation initiation factor 3 complex, eIF3m; cytoplasm. The record is from RefSeq and is a predicted model, not a curated record. Gene Ontology annotation, molecular function: translation initiation factor activity; protein binding; RNA binding. The annotation marks the transcript as partial. Gene Ontology annotation, biological process: cytoplasmic translational initiation. NCBI's taxonomy places the organism in Eukaryota, Metazoa, Chordata, Mammalia, Carnivora, Ursidae. The transcript has a single exon.